Messenger RNA from Anisakis simplex (herring worm), 414 nucleotides. The record is from the annotation of a GenBank genome assembly. NCBI's taxonomy places the organism in Eukaryota, Metazoa, Nematoda, Chromadorea, Rhabditida, Anisakidae.
AUAACAUUACGACAUUUGACAACAAUAGACGCCAUUUCAGCGUUACAAGCACAUCAAGGCGCUAUCGCAGAUUUUGAUGUUUGUGGGAAUAAACUGAUCACUUGCGGUUAUUCACCGAGGAUGGGAAAUCUGACUGGUGAUCGGUUUCUGAUGGUGUACGAUCUGAGAACAUUACGACCAAUGCCAUUAGUACCGUUACCAAUUGCACCCUCUUUUUGUCGCUUCUUACCGUCUUAUUCAGACAACCGCAUUAUGGUGUCUUCACAGGCAGGAGAAUUGAUAGUGAUGGAUUUGAACGAUCAGACUGGUCAACAGAUUCCCAUACAGUUGGAUACGAAUGGUUGUGCGAUAUUUUCACUGGACAUUAGCCCGUCACGGCAGUGCAUUGCAUUCGGUGACCAAACAGGCAAGUGA